AUGAUUCAUUUCGCUGAUGAGGUGGAACAGUUUGGGUGUUUGGAUACAUGUAGUUCAUUUCCGUUUGAGAAUUAUAUGCAAAAGUUAAAAAAAAUGAUGUCUACUGAUACACAUGAAGUUGUAGAAUUCCUUGAUGAGAAGUCAGUUGAAGUUGUUCCCAGAAGUUGGAUUGAAGCAUGUGAUGGUGUUUUGUGUUACUAUUGGCUGAGGACAAACUUCUUAGCUAGGGUAAAGGAGCUGGAAUUGCCGGACAAAACUCGUUGGAAAAAACAUAAAGUCAGAAUAUUCACAUUUGCAGACAACUUGAAAAGUGCCCAAAAGUUUGCUAGAAGAGCCAUUGCCACUUCAAACAUUGAAUCAGAUGAUGAGUCAAUCAACGAGAAGCCACGAAAACGUCCUCGUCUCAAAAGGAGUAUCGAAGAAUUUCCAGAUUACAGUGACAUAGAAAACGAUGAUGAAAAUGAUGAACCAGUAAUUCAACACAGAGCCCCUCGGUUACCUCCUGCUCCACGUUACGCAUCUUUUAGUAUGAACAAUAAGCAUUUAUUGGAAUCUUCUGAAAGUAAUAUGACAACAGCCGUCAAUGAAAUCUUAUCAACAAAUUCUAGAAAUUUGCCGGUGUACAGCGAGCUGAUCUCCUUUGCAGAAAAAGAUUUAUAUGACGGUGAACUAGCACCAGAAAUCCUAAACACAAAGGAUCAUGCAAUAACUUCGCCAUCUACUAGUAGGACACCAUCUCAGUGUAGUGAUAAAAGGCAACGUCUCUUCACAAGGAAUUCCUACAACUGGCACAACAAGAGAAAGACAUUCUCAACAAAACAGUGAUGUCUUAGGGAAGCUUUACUUACAAUUCAUUAUUGCACGUCUUUUUGUUACGUUUUCAUUUACGCUCAUUUCGUGUCGUUUGAAAUGUUUUUAUUUUCUUCACAACUAACUGCAACACGUGUUUGCUUUGCAGAUGCGCAUGACCUUUCAUCGCACGAAACGCCUUCGACAAGUUUUAUGAACAUAAUACCUACAGGAAGACGUUCUCAACCAAACAUUAAUGGCUUCCAAAGAUCAGUUCUCACCAAACUGGAAACAUUAAUUGAUAAGCAAGAAGAAGCGGUGUCAAUAUUGCGUGCUCUGUUAAGCGCUACGAAAGGUGUAGACGAGCACGAAAUUUUGGAUAAUGUUGUACCUAAUCCCUUAGAUUCGGUUGAAGAACUUGAGGACCUAUCCUCUAGUCUUGAUGAAGAAAAGUCCAGAGAAAGUUGCUACAGGACAUGCAAAUCUCAUGCGAGAAACUCGUUGAAUUACGUUUACGUCCCUUUGGGCCGAGUUUAUUGGAUCGCCCUGGCGCGAAAAGAUAUGAUGAUGAUGAUGAUGGGGAUUCUGCUUAAUCAUAGAAGUUCUACAUGUCGACUAAUUUCAAAGACUAGCAGUUUUAGAUUUGUAAAGUUAUGUACGAAUUUGAGUUAAUAUAAAAAUAAUGAUCCAGACAAGCAAAGCUAUGAAUUAAUCUAAAUGAACUUUCACAAAUGUUGACUGCCUUCCGCCUCUUUAAAUAAAUAUUCCGAAGUGUUUUUUUCCAUUGCACAAUAGUAUUGAAUGUAUACUUUUGUUUGAUGCGAGGCAAAAUGUGUACAUGGGACUCUGAGUCAUUUGAAUAGAAAAUAUUGUGAAUGUA
Molecule: messenger RNA, 1669 nt
Organism: Xenia sp. Carnegie-2017
Lineage: Eukaryota; Metazoa; Cnidaria; Anthozoa; Malacalcyonacea; Xeniidae
Exons: 10
Coding region: 1-825 (274 amino acids)
Source: RefSeq, a predicted model, not a curated record